CUAUUACGUUUUGAAUAAUAAUAUUAUGUUCAUUUAUCUCAUUAAUGUGUUCGGCAGCGGCGGUCUUAUCAUAUUGUAGUAGAGCAAACUAAAAUCGCAUCGUACCGCGUACGUCCCAAUACCUCGCGUUAAUAGUUUUAUUUUUAAUUGACCAAUGUAAUCAACAAUAUUAUAAAGCGCAGACCACAGCAGAAAGUCACGUUAGUCGAACGCCGCAAACGCGAUCCGGUAUCCCCACGUUGGAUUAUCGUUUUUCAUAAUAUUACCGUUCGCGUUGAAACAAAUAAUUGUUCGAUUCUUUAUACCUGCGGUAUUUGAUUUCGGUCUCGUCAGUGUUGGUUACGUCAUUUAGGCGAAAAAAAUAUUCAAUUUGUGCGUUCUCAUUGAAAUCGGUCACCCGGUCGUUUCGAGACGCCGUCCGUCGUGGUUGUAUUGCACAGUGUGAGUGGGUUUUAUAAUAUUAUUAUUGCAUUACAUUCGUGUGUUGUCCGGCCGACUAUGUCGUUGAACACCGAAGACGGUGCCCUGGAGGGCGAAGGUGUGUUCUACGACGUUUACAGUGUGGGAUUUUGGCUGAAAGUGUUGCUCAACGGUUGUCUGGUCGGUCUCAUUACGUAUUUGCUGGUGAAAAUAUUCAUGAAACGCAAUGAACCCGAACAAGCCGAAUACGUUGACACCUCGCUGCCGAAAAUGAAAAAGAGAGAUUUUACAAUCGAAGAACUUCGCGAGUUUGACGGCACCAAAGGCGAUGGACGCAUAUUGGUCGCUAUCAACGGCAAAGUUUUCGACGUCACCAAAGGGAAACAUUUCUACGGACCGGGUGGGGUUUAUUCUACGUUUGGCGGACACGAUGCUUCUCGAGGACUGGCCACAUUUUCAGUUAGCGGCAAAGAUGAGUACGAUGACCUAAGUGACUUAAAUUCCUUGGAACUAGAAUCAAUGUUAGAAUGGGAAACUCAAUUCAAAGAAAAAUAUGAUUAUGUCGGUCGCCUUUUGAAACCUGGUGAAUCACACGGCUACUACACAGACGAUGAAGAUUCUGCUUCAAACAAAUCCCACCUUGAAAACAGCAAACAGGCUGAUAAAACUAAAGACAGUGCUGAUGAUAAACUUUCAUCGAGUGAAGAAUUCAAGACUGAAACCACCGACAACACAACCGAUUCCGCAAAAGCUCCAGAAAAAAGUGCAGCCGUAAAUAACCAAGAAGUGGAUAAAUAAUGCUAAUUACUACAAAUAACAUCACAUUUUUUUUUUUUUUUAAGGGGGGACUGUGAAAGUGGU
This is a messenger RNA of Adelges cooleyi (spruce gall adelgid), 1281 nucleotides long. RefSeq names its product membrane-associated progesterone receptor component 1 (gene MSBP). Bases 499 to 1218 code for a protein of 239 amino acids. The transcript is spliced from 3 exons. Lineage: Eukaryota; Metazoa; Arthropoda; Insecta; Hemiptera; Adelgidae. The record is from RefSeq and is a predicted model, not a curated record. Gene Ontology annotation, cellular component: endomembrane system; membrane.